AUGAGCAACGGCAGCAGCAGCAGCAGCAGCAGCAGCGGCUCUGCUGCCGCAGUAUUGCCUUCGCUAGACUUACAGCAGCAGCAACAGCAGCAGCAGCAGCAAGAGCAGCUGCUGCAGCAACAGGGGAUGCUAUCGGUGAUGCUGAAUGGAUCAGCAGCAGCAGCAGCAGCAGCAGCAACUGCUGCUGCUGCUGCUGCUGCUGCUCCAUCCCCUCCAUCUGGUUCAGAAAUAGAGGCUGCUGCUGCUGCUGCUGAGACAGCAGCAGCAGCAGCAGCAGGAGACGGUUGUGUUGCAAGUCCUGCUGCUGCUCCCCCUGAUUCAUCCACUGCUGCUGCAGAAACCCCAGCAGCAGCAAAUGCAGCAGAUGCAGCAAAUGCAGCAGAUGCAGCAAAUGCAGCAGAUGCAGCAAAUGCAGCAGAUGCAGCAAAUGCAGCAGGUGCAGCAAAUGCAGCAGGUGCAGCAAAUGCAGCAAAUGCAGCAGAUGCAGCGAAUGCAGCAAAUGCAGCAAAUGCAGCAGAUGCAGCAGAUGCAGCAGAUGCGGCAGCAGAUGCAGCAGCAGAUGCAGCAGCAGCAAUAGCCGCUGCAGAUGCAGCCGACGCAGCAGCAGCAGCAGCGGUAGCAGACGCAGCAGAUGCAGCAGAUGCAGAAGCCGUAGCAGAUGCAGCAGAUGCAGCAGCAGCGACAGCAGCAGCAGCAGCUGAUGCAGCAGCACCAGCACCAACGGCAGCAGAUUCAGCAACAGCAGCAACAACAGCAGCAACAGCAGCAGCAGCAGCAGAUGCACCAAAUGCAGCAGCAAAUGCAACAAAUGCAGCAAAUGCAGAUCCUCCUCCUCCCUUAUUGAAUAACACCAACAGCAGCAGCAGCAACAGCAACACCAACAACAACAAUAAUAUAAACAACAACAACAACAACAGCAGCAGCAGCAGCAGCAGCAGCAGCAGCAGCAGCAGCGACACCGUAUUUGUUGGUAACUGCUGUUUUUUUAUUUUAUCUCCUGAUGGUCUAAUUUCUUCCGUCGCGGGUUUAGAGAAUCUACCGACUCCUCCUCCUAUGCCCCAAGUGCAGCAGCAAGGGCAAGUGCAGCAGCAAGUGCAGCAGCAAGGGCAAGGGCAAGGGCAAGGGCAGCAGCAAGUGCAGCAGCAAGGGCAAGGACAAGGGCAAGGGGAAAUGCUACAACAAGGACAGAGACAACAAAGUAAUGCAGCAACAGAUACAGAACAGAAUGCUCCUGUUGGUGGACAGGUUGAUUAUCCUCCUACACCUCUAGAUAGAAGAAGAAGGAACAGCAGCAGCAACAGCAGCAGCAGCAGCAGCAGCAGCAGCAGUAGCAGCAGCACCAAUAAUAAUAAUCAUAAUUAUAAUUAUUAUAAUUUCCUUCUUAUUAAUAGACGUAAUAAUAAUAAUAAUAGACAUAACAAUAACAAUAACAACAACAACAACAACAGCAGCAGCAGCAGCAGCAGCAGCAGCAGCAGCAGCAGCAAUAUAAGGAGGGAUAUACCUUUCUCUAUAUUUAGAUCUAAUAGAAGUAAUGCUCUUCUUAAUACGCAACAGCAGCAGCAACAGCAGCAGCAACAGCAGCAACAGCAGCAACAGCAACAGCAACAACAGAGGCAAAGACAGCAACAGCAACAAGGGCAGCAACAGCAGCAGCAGCAGCAGCAGCAAGGAGGACGUAUUAGAAGGGUUUUCUCUGCAGCAGAUAGCAGCAGAAGACAAAGGAUAUUAGUCAGCAGCAGCAGCAGCAGCAACAACAGCAGUAUGGUAGAAGGGGGCAGCAGCAGCAAAUGGUGGGACCACCAGGCAGCAGCAGCAGCAGAAGUAGCUGGCAGCUUGAUGGCCAUCGCCGCAGUGACACUGAAGGGGAAGCAGCAGCAGCAGCAGCAGCAGCAGCAGCAGAUCGCCGCCCCAGUCGCAGCCACAGUCGCAGCAGCAGCAGUAGCAGCAGCAGCAGCAGGGCAGCAGCAGCACAUCCAAGCUCAGCAGCAGCAGCAGCAGCAGCAGCAGCAGCAAGAGAUGCAGGGAGGAGGGGAAGAUUAA
Molecule: messenger RNA, 2043 nt
Organism: Eimeria maxima
Lineage: Eukaryota; Apicomplexa; Conoidasida; Eucoccidiorida; Eimeriidae
Exons: 4
Coding region: 1-2043 (680 amino acids)
Source: RefSeq, a predicted model, not a curated record